AUGGCUAUCGCGCCAGCAGCAGCAGCAGCAACAGCAGCAGCAACAGAAGCACCUGAAGGGACAGCAGCUGCAAGCCUAAUGGAAGAGGAGCCUAUGCAAGGAGAGAUGGAGCAGAAACAAGCAGGUGAGCUAUCUGCCGUUGCAGCAGCUGCUGCUUCUGCUGCUGGUACUGUCUUUGACAGCCACGUGAAGGAACGCGCGAUGCAGAUGCUGCUGCUGCUAAAACAAGACCCGCAGCAGCAGCACCACCACCACCAUCAGCAACAACAGAUACUUGGCAGGAAACAUCAUCGAAAGGCGCAGCAGCCACGGCAUCAGAGAACAGCAAAUGCGGGUCUCCAUGCACAGGAGCAGAGGGGUCGGCAAACUCAACACUACAGCAGUAGCAGCGGCAGCAGCAGCAGAAACGGCAGGAGCUGCAGCAGCAGGACGAGCAGCAGCAUCAGCAGCAGCAGCAGCAGGACGAGCAGCAGAGGCAGCAGCGAUGGCAGGGAGGGGACGACCCAGUGCAGCCGCUGCAUGCGUCUGCAGCAGCGGCUGCGAUUAGAGCGGCUGAGGAGGAGAGAAGGAGACAAAGAAGCGAAGCAGCUGUUUGUUCGUGUUGCUGCUCAGGUGGCAAGUUUGAGCGGAGAGGCGCGGGAAGCUGCUGCUGCUGCGGCGGCCGCCGCCGCUACGGCGUCGUACAACAGGCAGCAGCAGCAGCUGCAGCAACACCAGCAACUGCUGCUGGAGGAAAAACGAACAUCUGCUGCUCUCCAGAAGCAGCUCCGCCUUUUGCAGGCUGAGGUUGACAGACUACAGCAACAGCUGCAGCAGCAGCAGCAGCAGGAUGGGUCGCAGAAGCAGCAGCAGGAGAAGCACCAGCAGCAGCAGGAGAAACAGCAGCAGCAAGUGCUGUUGCUGCUGCAGCGACAUUCUGCUUCUCUAGUUGAACAGCUCAUGGGCCAAGUCGAUCCUCUGCUACAGCUGUCGUUGCUGCGGGUAGAGCGCUUGGGUUUGCAGCUGCAGCAGCUGCAGCAGCGGCAAGACAGGCAGAGGCAGCGGCACCAGCUGCAGCAGCAGCAGCAGAUACAGCAGCAUCAUCACCAGCAGCAGGUACAGCAGCAUCAUCACCAGCAGCAGCUGUCGCCCACACCUUUGUCUUCCGUGGGUUUAGAAUUGCAUCUGCCGCAGCAGCAACUGGAGCAGCAGCUGCAAGUGGUGCAGCGGGAGCAACUGGAGCAGCAGCAAGAACAACUGCAACAGCAGGGGCAACUGCAGCCGCAGCGGCAGGCGCAGCACAGUCAGCAGCCUUUGCUGCUGCGAGGCAGAGGCAGCGAAAGCACCAGCAACCCUGACGGGCUGUGGGGAGCAAAGGCGCCACCGGAGGUACUUCUAGGGCCCUUGCCUCCUUACAAUCCGCUACAGGAGCAGCACCAGCAGGAGCAGCACCAGCAGCAGCACCUGCAGCAGCUGCACCUGCAAAAGCAUGGGGUAUUGCCUUCAGGGCCUUCUGGGGUGUUGCUGCCCCCUCGGUCUGAUGCAUUUUUAGCUGCUGCUGCCUCUUCUUUAUCUCUCUCCUCUCCAGACCCUCUCUGUAGCGGGGCCGUGCUUCCUCCUGCUCUCGCUUUUGCUCGCGCCGCUGCUGCAGCAGAGGGGGUCCUGGAAGGGCCUGCUGCAUCAGAUGUGCGCCGCUGCUGCGGCUGCUGCAGCGGCAGCAGCAGCCGCAGCAGGAUGAGGGGAGAGGUGCUGCCUCACAUGCAAGACACUGGCAUCCAGCGAACUUCUCUCCUGUCAAAUGCAAGCGUAGGCACAGGCCGCCCGCGCUCUGCUGCUCCUGCUGCCCCAGCUGCGGUUCCUGCUGCAGCUCCUCCUCCUGUUUCUGCUUCUGCAAAGGCUGUAUGCGGGCACCUGCUUGCUGCGGGGUCUGCCUUGCCGGUGUGUACGGCUGCCCCUUCCAGUACACCGCAGAGGCUUGAAAAGUCUCCAAGGGCCCAGAGUCUCCUUUCUUAUCCCUUCUGCAUAAGUGCCACAGCUGGCCCGCUUUCGGCUGCCUCUGCUGCUGAGAGGAGACAGCCUCUAGGGGCGCCCCCAGCAGCAGCAGGAGCAGUGGCGUGGAGAUUGCUGCUCCCUCCGCCUGCUGCUUCUGCUGCAGGAGCUAGCGACGCCUCGACGCAGCACCGCGGGGCUACCGACCCCUUGUUGCUGCUGCAGCAGCAGCAGCAGAGAAUGUAUCUGGAGGGUAGGAGUUUGGCUGUUGCUGAACCGCAGCAGCAGGUGAGGGGCCCUUCUUUGGCUGCUGCUUCGUCAAGACCAACAGAGGGAGAUGGCGGGAUGGCCUCUGCUGGUACAACUGCUGAUGCUACUGCUGCUGCACAGCAGCAGACGUCAGACCAUCUGGUACCUGCGCAGCAACGAAUGCCUGAGGACGCCAGGUACGGAACGGACACGCAGCAACAGCAGCAGCAGCAGCAACAGCAUCCGGCCCGUCGGUUGGUGAGCGAGGGGACGCAGGGCUUCUUCGGGCUAGAGACGACAGCUGGGCGGCAGAGAAUUUCGAAAGGAGACACAGAGGAAGUGAGACAGCAAGAGGAAGCUGCUGCGGAGGCAACAGGGCGCUGGGGGAGACUGGCGAUUGCUGAAGACGUGCUGCAGCAGCAGCAGCAAGAGGGCAGCAGCAGCACGCCGCAGCAGCUCGCGCAGAGUUGCAGCGCUUCGAGCUUGUCCGUCGAGUUGCAGCGACUGUCUGCUAUGGAGGUGCCGCUGCGGCAGUUGGUGCAAGACCAGGAAGCCUUGCUGCAGGGCCUGGACUCUGCCUACGGAUCCACAGCAGCAGCAGGUGCUGCUGCUGCUGCUGCUGCACCCGCCAGGCAGAAACGAGAAAAGAAUAACCACGCUACCGUCGCAGGCUUGCAAAUAGAGACGCUCAAUAGAGCAGCACCGCAGAUGGGCCCCGAGGCGAGGCUAUCCGACUCCAUUGGUCUCCUCAAGGGGACAGACACCGCAGCAGCAGCCGCUGAGCUGCAGAGCAGCAGCAGGUUCAGCGCUGCCGCCACAGACGAGUAG
Molecule: messenger RNA, 3045 nt
Organism: Eimeria acervulina
Lineage: Eukaryota; Apicomplexa; Conoidasida; Eucoccidiorida; Eimeriidae
Exons: 3
Coding region: 1-3045 (1014 amino acids)
Source: RefSeq, a predicted model, not a curated record